Messenger RNA from Platichthys flesus (European flounder), 3851 nucleotides. It is a transcript of the gene dhx30, whose product is annotated as DEAH (Asp-Glu-Ala-His) box helicase 30. The record is from RefSeq and is a predicted model, not a curated record. Gene Ontology annotation, cellular component: nucleus; intracellular anatomical structure; cytoplasm. NCBI's taxonomy places the organism in Eukaryota, Metazoa, Chordata, Actinopteri, Pleuronectiformes, Pleuronectidae. The transcript has 19 exons. The coding region runs from base 21 to 3530 and encodes 1169 amino acids. Gene Ontology annotation, molecular function: DNA helicase activity; ATP binding; G-quadruplex RNA binding.
GAAGAAGUUGUAGUUUAAAAAUGGCGCUACCCGGUGCUUUACUCAUGCGGCUGAGAGGACUGAGCAAAGUCCCAAAAUGUGUUUAUAAAGGAGGCACGACAGCGUCCAACUGGACAACAGAGAUGCGGUGGUACACCACCAAACCCGGAAGCCUCGAGGAACCCGGUGCAGAGUUUUUCCAGACUAAACGAAAUAACCUCAACACAGAUCUCCUCAAGGAGUUUCCACAUCCGAAAAGCCUCUUGAGUAACACCAUCUCUCGCUCACUGGGAACCAGUGAUCUGUCCCGUCACAUCCAGUACAGUUACACUGAACACGCAGGGGUCAAGAAAGCUACUGUCACACUAUUGUGGCCCCACAGGAUCGAAGAGGAGGGUUUUGCCUCCAAGAAGAGCGAUGCAGAGCGAUUCGCCGCAGCUGCUGCUUGUCUCAAGCUCAAAGAAUUGGGUGUUAUUGGACCAAACAAUCAGCUCCCCAAGAGGAGAGCUGGUCGGGGGAGAGGAGGGAUACGUUCAACCUUUAAUGAUAUCGAGGAAGACCCUUGGACAGAUGACUUCCACUUGUCUAAAUCCAAAGCAGAUGCACCAAAACAAUCCCUGCCCUUUGUAGAAGACUCCUCAGGUGAUGAAGCUCUGUCCUUGUUUCCUCAACCUAAAUCUCUACUUAUCCGGGUCAUCCAGGUGGCCACGUCGUCUAACAGAUUCAAGGAGGUAAUGAAUUUCAGAACAACAGGAGGGAAGCAGAAGAAGUGUGAACUGACCCUGAGCUGGCCGGAGAAGAUGACGUUCACAGCCACAGCGAGCAAAAGAGUGACGGCAGAGAAGAAAGCUGCGGCGCUCGCGUGCAUGAAGCUGAAGGAGCUCCAGCUGCUGGAUAAAAACAACAAUCCGCUGACUCAUGCUAAGUACCACCAUGAUGAGGUGAGGCAGGCUGGGGACAGGGAGAGACGCCCCCUCCCACUGGAAAUCCCUAAAUACCUGGAGGUUAACAUGAGGGAGUAUCUUGAACAGUACCCAGUGGCAACAGAAGUACAGAAGCUAUGGGAGGAGAAAGAGGCAACCGGAGAGCAGACAAUAAACCAGGAGGAUGUCGACAAGGAGGAUGACUUUGUGACAGACGCCAUCACGGGCAGACGAUACAGACCUUUGUCCAAGCAGGAGGCCGAGCAGCUCAGCAUCCACCUACAAGAGGAGUGGGAGCAGUUGAACCCUGGACUGAGUGUGGAGCUCCCGGUGGACAGCCACCGUCAGAGGGUGGUUUCAGCAGUGCGAUCCUCUCGGGUGGUCGUGAUUGCCGGGGAAACGGGAUGUGGCAAAACAACGCGGAUCCCCCGUUUCCUGCUGGAGGAGUGUGUGAGAGGCGGGGAGGGUGCGAACUGCAACAUCCUGGUGACCCAGCCUCGUAGGAUUAGCGCUGUGUCAGUGGCGCAACGUGUUGCUGAUGAGAUGGGCCCAGCUCUAAAACGCUCUGUGGGAUAUCAGGUGAGACUGGAGAGCCGACCCCCUGAGCACAGCGGAGGAGCGUUGCUCUUCCUCACCGUGGGCGUCCUGCUGAGGAAGCUGCAGUCCAACUCGUCCCUGAAGGGAAUCAGCCAUGUGGUGGUGGAUGAGGUCCAUGAGAGAGACAUCAACACAGACCUGCUGCUGGCCUUACUGCGCUCCAGCCUGAAAGAGAACCCCGACCUACGAGUGGUUCUCAUGAGCGCUACUGGGGACAACCAGAGGCUGGCCCAGUACUUCGGAGGCUGUCCCAUAGUGAAAGUGCCAGGGUUCAUGCACCCGGUGAAGGACAACUACCUGGAGGAUGUGCUGAGACAGUUGGGACGCCGACUGCCAAUCAAGGAGAGAAGGGAGACAAACAAGCAGGGAGGAAGAGAUGAAGUUGCACCUGAUCUUGAUUUAGUAGCUGAUGUCAUCGAAAACAUUGACAAACAUGGAGAACCAGGUGCAGUGCUGUGUUUUCUCCCUGGAUGGCAGGACAUCAAGAAAGUUCAGGAGAAACUCGAGGAGAGGCCCCACUUUAACCGUGGCUCACAGAUGAUCCUGCCAUUGCACUCUAGUUUAGCAGUGGCCGACCAGCAGGCUGUGUUCCAGCACCCCCAAAGUGGCCAGAGGAAGAUUGUGCUUGCCACCAAUAUUGCUGAGACGUCUAUCACCAUAGAUGACAUUGUCCAUGUGGUGGAUGCAGGAACUCACAAAGAACAGAAAUAUGACCCACGGACCAAGGUCUCCUGUUUGGACACAUUUUGGAUAUCCCACUCGAAUGUCACUCAAAGAAAAGGGCGAGCUGGGCGAUGUCAACCAGGACAGUCCUACCACCUGUUCCCACGAGAACAACUGGAAUCCAUGAAUCCGUUCCCAAUCCCUGAGAUCCUGCGCACACCGCUGGAGAGUUUAGUAGUGCAGGCCAAAAUUCACAGUCCUAACUGCAAGGCUGAAGAUUUCUUAUCUCAAGUGUUGGACAGUCCAGAGCAAGAAGCUGUGAGAGAUGCUGUCCGAACUUUACAAGACAUAGGAGUUCUGGACAAGACUGAAAACCUGACGCCUUUAGGAGAGCGUGUCUCCUGUAUGUCAUGUGACCCUCGGCUGGGCAAGCUGCUGGUCCUGAGCGCCAUGUUCAGAUGUGCUCUGCCCAUGUUGUCUAUUGCAGCAUGUCUGACCAGGGACCCGUUCUACAACAGCCUGCAGAACAGAGCGCUAGUCAAUAAGGCCAAAGAGCGUCUGACUGGCUCCAGCCACAGUGAUUAUUUGGUGUUCAGCAGAGCAGUGUUGGGCUGGAAGAGAGUUCAGCAGGAGGGCAUGAGAGAGGACCGAGAGGAAUACCUGCACGAACACACUCUGUCCAGGACCGGCCUGCGCUUCAUCAACGGUCUCAUCUCUCAGUUCAGUGAGAACCUGCAUGAAGCUGAGCUGGUGUCUCGUGCCAGUGAGUGUCAGCGUCACAUGUCCCUCUACAAUGAACACAGCAACCAGGAUGAGCUUCUUAAAGCUGUGUUGCUGGCUGGACUUUAUCCCAACCUCAUUCAGGUGAAGAAAGGUGUCGUGACCAAAGGAGGACGUUUUCGUCCCAACGGUGUAUUUUUCCGAACCCUCACUGGACCGGUGCAUCUUCACCGCUCCUCAGUCAACAGAGGGAAAGAAGAGUUCCCUAGUCGCUGGUUGACCUACUUCUCUGCAGUCCAGACAGACGGGACCGUUUUCAUCAGAGACUCGUCUGUUGUCCAUCCACUCGCACUGCUGCUGCUCACAGACUGUGAUAUCACAGAGACAGUGAGAGGAGACAAAGUGGAGGUGUCAUUUCCCGGUCGCUCUCUGAUGCACUGUGAGUUGACGGCGGAGACGUGGGAGCUGCUGUGGGAGCUCCGCACCUCCGUCCAGACCAUGCUCUACCGAAAUCUCAGCAAUCCCAGCAACGCAAUCACCAACUCUUCUCAAGAUGGAAAGCUCAUAUCGUUGCUCGUCGGGCUGCUCAACAACACAGACUCAAGCUCUUUACCUCGGCAUCACUACAGCGACAGUGAGGUGGAUUGAAGACUAUGAGCUUUGUACACUUGUACAUCGGCUCCUCUGACUGGUACAGAGGAAGGAUCAUGGCUUCUUUUGUUUGUUUUUGUUUAAAUGUCCAAGUACUUUAGCUUAAUGUGCUGAACUGUGGGAUGUCCUCUGCUUCUUGAGGUAAAAUAUCAACUUGAACUGACGUGGGAGGAAUCCAUGGGUUUGGAUGUUGGACCUAAUUGUUCAUUAAUUUAAUUGUUCAGCAAAUAAAUUGAAAAGCAGUGGUUGUAUUUUUAUCUAACUAAUAAAGACAUUGUCUGGCCAGAGGUUAUUCAAAAUGACUGAAGUAAAUAUCAU